This is a messenger RNA of Sclerotinia borealis F-4128, 1482 nucleotides long. Lineage: Eukaryota; Fungi; Ascomycota; Leotiomycetes; Helotiales; Sclerotiniaceae. The record is from the annotation of a GenBank genome assembly.
AUGUUACAUUCAAUCCCCAACCUCAGCAACUACGGAAUAUCUCCAGAUUAUGGAUUUCUUCCGGCUGAUUUACCUCUCGAACGACUUCCUGAUCCAUAUUACAAUAAAUGGGAGGCGAUCAUUGCAAACCUUCAAGGUUUGAUCUUGAGCAAACGCUUGCGUGGUGUCAUUGAUCGUCUUCCUGUUCUUUCCACUGCCGGUCUGGAACAUGAUUCGGAAUGGCGAAGAGCAUAUUCGUUGUUAUGUUUCAUGGCGCAUAGCUAUAUCUGGGGUGGUGAUAGCCCCGAAGAGAACCUGCCGCCAUCCAUCACAGUCCCUCUUUUACACAUUUCGAAAUACUUGGAAGUACCACCAGUCGCCACAUAUGCUGCCGUCUGUCUUUGGAACUUCAAGCCGUUGUUCGCAGACGAGCAUGUUGACAACUUGGAGAAUCUUGCCACCCUAACGACAUUUACUGGCUCUAUCGACGAGUCUUGGUUUUAUUUGGUCUCGGUGGCAAUUGAGGCUCGAGCUGCUCCCGUUCUUCCCCUCAUGCUUACAGCGAUUGAGGCGGCUCGUAAGAAUGAUAGCAGGACUAUCACUUCUUGUCUACGAACUUUUGCGGAGAGGAUCGAUGAUCUUGGAACACUUCUUCAACGCAUGCAUGAAAGCUGCGAUCCUCAUGUGUUCUAUAAUCGAAUUCGUCCUUUCCUUGCUGGUAGUAAGAACAUGGAAGAAGCUGGGUUACCAAAUGGGGUCUUUUACGAUGAGGGUAAUGGGGUUGGGCAAUAUCGUCAGCUCUCCGGCGGCAGCAAUGCCCAGAGCUCUAUUCUUCAAUUCUUCGACAUCGUUCUAGGCAUAGAGCAUCGUCCUACUGGUGAAAAGAAGGACGCCGCAUCCGAGAGCGAAGCCGAAGGUGGCGCACCACGAACCAAGCAUAAUUUUCUUCUCGAGAUGCGAAAAUAUAUGCCAGGAGCUCAUCGACGAUUCCUCGAAGACAUGACCGUCGUGGCCAACAUUCGUGAUUAUGUUGAAGCGCAUACCGACAACCAUGAAUUAUGCCUCGCUUACGAUGCUUGUCUUGCCAUGUUACGCACUUUCCGCGAUAAACACAUCGCCAUUGUCACUCGUUACAUUGUUAUCAAAUCCCGCGAAUCGCGCUCUCAUUCUCGUUCCAUGAGUCCCGAGGCAAAUCGUAGCCGAAAAGUAGAUAUUGCGACGGCCUCUCGCGGAAAAGGCGAUGAAGAGGAGAAGAAGAAGAAAUUGAAAGGUACGGGCGGUACGGCGCUUAUUCCUUUCUUGAAGCAAGCGAGGGAUGAGACAGGAGAACCGACUAUCGAUAGCUGGGCAAGAAGACUUAUGAAUAGAGAUUUGGAUACAAAGGGAAAGGGUGAUUUCUUCGUGGGAAAGUUAGAUGAACGCAUUGAUGGGGGGUUGGAGCUGGGUGGAUUGGCGGGGACAUGGACUUUGGAUGAGGAAGUCGGGGGAUUAUGUCAUUAUUAG